Aspergillus affinis is the source of this 3654-nucleotide messenger RNA. RefSeq lists its product as uncharacterized. Gene Ontology annotation, molecular function: nucleic acid binding. The transcript has 7 exons. The record is from RefSeq and is a predicted model, not a curated record. The coding region runs from base 1 to 3654 and encodes 1217 amino acids. NCBI's taxonomy places the organism in Eukaryota, Fungi, Ascomycota, Eurotiomycetes, Eurotiales, Aspergillaceae.
AUGAAUAACUACGCUACUUGCACCCCGGGUGCCACCUAUGAUGAGUUUAUGAAGGAGGUUGAAAACUACCUUGGCAUAUACCUACUGGAGGACGACGCCCGCCGAGAGCUGGUCCAUAUCAAGCAGGAUCGCAAGGAGAACGUAACCGAUUACUAUCAGCGCCUCGUUCCCCUUUGGACCCGUGCCGGCACUGCAGAAGUCGACCGUAUCCUCAAGCUUCGUCAUACCGUGCUGACGCCUAUCAGUACACAGCUAGGCACUCAACGAUUCGGCUCAGUUAUGGAACUUCUUGAUGCCGCCCGGCAGGUCGAACGCAACCGUAAAGAGAUGGACUUCUACUUCCCUCGCGGCCCGCGUUCCCAGACCGCCGCUACUGUGUCUGUUAAUCCCGCGCCGAAACUACGCACUGCAGCUACUACUGCUACCAAUCCUGGAGCCGCCUCGACGCGCUCGAACGCUGCGCUAAACCCUCGUGGCCGCAGCUUUACACCUUCAGCUACCAAACCCGCGGAGUGGCAAAGAGAGUGGUUUGAACCUCAGCGCAACCCUCCAAGACUAACCCCUGUGGAUAGGGCCCUACUAGCCCACACCGGCCGUUGUUGGAGCUGCCGUGGCUCAAACUACCGCGCUAGUGACUCCUGCUGCCCGAACUACGCGUCCCACAAUGGCAGAGGCAAAUCCUUGAACGAAGUCGCUGGACCUGUUAUGGAGGAGGAUCGUGAUCACUGUUUCUUGUCGUCAUUGGUACUAGGUUUGGAGGGACAGCUGAAGCUUGGUAGACACCUUGUGGUGUCCGCUAAGGUCCAUCAGCAGUUCCGAACGACGCCUAUUUUGGUAGAUAAUGGAAGCGAAGUUGAAGCUAUCGAUCCCUCUCUGGUACGCACUCUCAAUUUGCCUACCUUAGAUCUUGCUACACCGAUUCCGCUCCAUCUCGCGAACGGCACCCUUUAUUUUACUGUAACCCAGAUAGCCCUAUUCAACUGCGAUAUCGACGGCCACACCGAACAACUGGCCGCAUAUAUUGCCCCCCUGGCCCGCUAUAAGAUAGUGCUAGGGGACCACUGGCUGGCUACGCACAACCCGCAUGUUGAUUUCACGAAUCGCACUCGUACGUUUAACUCACCUUACUGCUUCGCGGAGGGCUGCUUACCUCGAGGCACCCCUUGUACCGUGCACGCCCGCGGAUCGAAGGCUUUAUUGACCAAAACCACUGCUCAGAUAGCCGGAGACCCGAUUACUAGCAUCUCAAUCGUUUCUGCCAGGCGCUUUACCUCUCUAGCCGCCCAACACGACCACCACGGCUAUCUAGUCAUGCCUAGGGAUGGCCGGAAGCACCUCUGUGUGUCUACUACGAACGCGGUACGCCCUGAGGACUACGACACCUUUAUGACUAACAAAGAGGCCUACACGAUUGACCAGUUGAAGAAGCGCGUCCCGGAAAAGUAUCAUUCAGUGAUAGAAGUCGUCAUGAAACACGAGGCCGAUACCUUACCACCGCAUCGCCCUGAAGACCACGACAUUCAAUUAGUUGAUGGCGCUACACCUCCGUUUGCUAAGAGCUAUCGUCCUAUGACCGAGCAGGAGCUAGACGUCGUGUGGAAAUAUAUCCAGGAGCAGCUCGGAAAAGGUUUUAUUCGCUCUAGCUCCUCGCAGACCGCCGCACCCCUGUUGAUUGUACGCAAACCGAAUGGCGGCCUACGGAGCUACAUUAAUAACUCGCUAUCAGAAUAUCUGGAUAUAUUCUGCAUCGCAUACCUGGAUGAUGUGCUGAUCUACAGCGACAGCGAAGAACACACGGAACACGUUUUGAAGGUCCUACGCCGCCUACGAGAUCGUGGGUUGCAGAUAGAUAUCGACAACUAUGAAUUGGAUACCCAGGAAGUCAAAUAUCUCGGCCUAAUUGUAACCACGAAUGGUAUCCGCAUGGACCCAGAGAAAGUUGCCUUCUUCUCGAAGAUGACCCCCGCGGAGACUAACUUCAUGAUCUACGAUAAGGAACUUCUUGCGAUUGUUCGCUCGUUUGAGACAUGGCGUCCCGAACUCGCUAGUGUGGUACCGAGCAACCCAGUAAAGGUCUACACUGACCACCGAAACCUGCAGCAUUUUAUGACUACUAAGCAGCUGAAUCGCCGACAGGUCCGGUGGGCCGAAUUCCUCUCUGAAUUUAACUUUAAGAUUAUGUACCGCCCUAGCAAACAAGGGGAGAAACCCCAUACCUUGACACGCCGCUCCCAGGAUCUCCCGCAGGGCGCUGAUGACGCCCGUAAGAAAGAGCGUUUCCAAACCUUGCUCCCGUCGGAGUGUCUUGAUGAAGCAGUACAGAAAGACCUCCGUAUCGUCAGUACACGCAGACGUCGUUUUCACACGCUGCCCCCUGACUCUACUACUUCCCUACAGAGCACCCAGGCGCCUCCAGCUGCGAGCAACCCCGAUAGUAAUUCAAGCUCUGCGCUAAGCGACCCCUCAGAUAUCCUGUCAACCCCGGAAGGAUUCACUCUGCCCCUGACGGGUACACACAAAAUGACCAAUUGGACCCUCUUGACCAGCCGGACGAUCAACUGGACGACCAAUCGGACGAACCCUCAGACUACUGAGGGGGAUGAUAAAAUGCCGCUCGAGGCACUUAUUGAAGAAGCCUACGAGAACGAUAGAGUGACCCAAGCGAUCAUAAAGCCGAAGGAUAAAGGCAAGCGUAAGUUACCAAAGAUCGCUAUUGAACAAGGCGUCAAGAUCUCUAUGGGAGAGGUGACCAUACGAUACCACUUUAUUCGCAACUACUUCUGGCUACGCAUGAAGCAGGACGUCAUUCAAUACACGAACUUCUGUGCUACAUGUAAACGAGCAAAAGCGCGUACCACGCAGGCGCAGGGUCUACUACGGCCGCUCCCGGUACCAAAUCGCAAAUGGCUUGACAUCUCGAUGGAUAUAGCUGAGGACCUACCUGCGUGCACUCGCCGCGGACGCGAGUUCCGCCACGUAUUGGUAGUAAUUGACUGUUUGACUAAGGCCAAGAUCUUUGAGUCGCUCGCCACUAAGUCGGUUGACGAGCUUGUUGAGGUUAUGCAUCGUUGUGUCCUCUGUGAAGUCAAAUGCAAGUUGUCAACCGUUUAUCAUCCUGAAACGGACGGACAAUCCGAGGCUGCUGUUAAGGGCCUAAAGAACUACAUUUGCGCAUAUGUCAAUUUCGCGCAGGACGACUGGGUUGACUACCUUCCUGUUGCACAGUUUACUACAAAUGACCACGUUUCUGAAACCACUGGAAUGACCCCUUUCUUUGCGAACUAUGGAUUUUACCCCGGUACCGGCGCGGAACCACCUGGCUCGCUCUCCCAUGCUACACACCCGGAAAUGGAAGCUGCGGAUCGCCUUCGGGAGAGUCAAUUACUCGCGCCAAAGGCCCUCGGCCCAUGGUUAAUUGUCCGGAAUUUCGAUAAUAAGGCCUAUGAGUUGCAGCUGCCCGACUAUAUGCUUGCUGUCGGGAUUACGCCUGUCUUUCAUCUCUCCCUGCUUCGCCUCGGCCCUACCCCUGAAGAUGUCUAUCCUGGCCAACAUGAAGACCCGCAGGAGCCAGUUAUGAUCGUAGAUGUUGACACACAGGAGGAGCACCCGGAGUGGACCGUUAGAGAAGUUGUAGAUUGCCGGAUGACCCGUUGA